AUGGGAAAUGUUUCGCCCACUCCGCACCAGCUUUUGGUGGAAGCGGCGAUAUUUUGGAGUAUUGGGACGGUUCUAUACGUCGGCCGAAUGAUCUCGCGCUUAUUGACCAACAUGUCAAUACAAGGGAUAUCAUGGGACGACUAUGUUAUGACAGCCACCUUUCUUUUCUAUACGUCUCUCCUCGUAUUGAUCCAAGUAUCGGCAAAAUAUGCGACCAAUUUGAUGGAUCCGGACGAAGCCGAGCAAAUACUCACAGACCCGAAACAAGUCCACGACCGCAUUCUCGGAAGCAAAAUCGUGAUUGCGCUGGAACAAUGCAUGCUCUUUUCCACAUGGGGGGGUCAAGACCUACUCUAUGUCAAGAUUCUGUCUGUUUAUGUAGCGAUUGGCUUCGCUGUGAUUAUGAUCACCUACUACGCCGUGUAUUGCAGACCCUUCUCGCAAUAUUGGGCGAUGCCCGUGUCGAAUGCGCAGUGCGCCACGUACCAGCACUACUCAAUCACACAGGCUGUCUUCAAUAUAUCAUCUGACGCCUUCAUGUUCGCCAUUCCGAUACCACUUAUCGUCAAGGCCAAGCUCCCGCGGCGAAGGAAGCUCCUGUUACUUCUAGUAAUGAGCUUGGGACUGUUCACGAUCAUCGCGGCCAUUUUGAAUAAAUAUUUCAAUUUCGCGUCGCCCAUGACCACCGUCUACCAAAUAUGGUAUAUUCGCGAGGCUAGCACGGCGAUCUUCGUCGCGAAUAUGAUGUGCUGGUGGCCGCUUCUUCGAAAGAUAUUUGGCAUGAAAGCUUUCCAGUACAUCACUACUCCACGGCGAUCAUAUCGGAAGACCGAUGAGAACAAUACCCGUUCGAAGACUGCUGGCUCGCACUCUGGGCGCGGCUCAUUUUCGGUUACUCGGGCCUUCCAUCGGACGAAGGAAUUAUCACUCACUGGACACAGCCAUGCGGGGCGGUCCAGUCAAGAGGCGAUAAAUCGGUCUACGGGGGAUCUUUCCGGUGAUAUAGAUCGGCCAGAAAUACCACUUCAAAUUUGGGGGAAAGGCAACGAGAGAGGUGGUGAUGUUGAGAAUCUUGCGAUUCAGGAAGCGACCGUGAAAUUUGAAAAGGCGAGUGAUGAGAUAGACAGUCCUCGUGGUGAUGGAAUCUACUGCACUACUGAAUUUAACAUCCGCACCGAUAUUAGAGAACGGGAUUAG
Messenger RNA from Penicillium waksmanii, 1197 nucleotides. RefSeq lists its product as uncharacterized. Bases 1 to 1197 code for a protein of 398 amino acids. The transcript has 5 exons. NCBI's taxonomy places the organism in Eukaryota, Fungi, Ascomycota, Eurotiomycetes, Eurotiales, Aspergillaceae. The record is from RefSeq and is a predicted model, not a curated record.